Antechinus flavipes (yellow-footed antechinus) is the source of this 4496-nucleotide messenger RNA. It is a transcript of the gene ACIN1, whose product is annotated as apoptotic chromatin condensation inducer 1. NCBI's taxonomy places the organism in Eukaryota, Metazoa, Chordata, Mammalia, Dasyuromorphia, Dasyuridae. The transcript has 18 exons. The record is from RefSeq and is a predicted model, not a curated record. Gene Ontology annotation, molecular function: nucleic acid binding. Bases 115 to 3861 code for a protein of 1248 amino acids.
AAAGGGUUGGCCGUGGCAGUGGGCGGGGUCGGAUCGGCACGUUCGAAGGGCGUUGGCGGAAAUUACCGAAGAUGCCCGAAGCCGUCGAGACGGGAGCCGAGUACCUCACACAAGAUGGCGGAGCUGGAGGAGGUGACUCUGGACGGGAAGCCGCUUCAGGCGCUGCGGGUGACCGACCUGAAGGCCGCAUUAGAACAGCGAGGCCUGGCCAAGAGUGGACAGAAGAGUGCUCUGGUCAAGCGGCUCAAAGGGGCUCUAAUGCUGGAGAAUUUACAAAAACACUCAACACCUCACACUGCAUUCCAGCCAAAUUCACAGAUUGGUGAGGAGAUGAGCCAGAAUAGCUUUAUAAAGCAAUAUCUGGAAAAACAGCAGGAACUUCUCAGACAGCGACUGGAACGAGAAGCUCGAGAAGCUGCAGAACUUGAAGGAAAAAGCUGUUCCAUCUCUGAAGAGAAAGGUGAAUCUGAUGAUGAAAGACCAAGAAAAGGAGAAAGACGGUCAUCCAGGGUGAGACAGGCAAGAGCAGCCAAGCUUUCUGAAAGUAGCCAGGCUCCUGAGGAAGAGGAGGAACGGGAGACACCUUCCAGAAAUCUGAGAGCCAGAGCAGAUCGAAAUGUGAAAACAGAGGAAGACGAAGACGAAGAGGAGGAAGAAGAGGAAGAAGAUGAAGAGGAGGAGGAGGAGGAGGAGGAGGAAGAAAUGCAAAAAGUUGUUGAGCUGCCAGUUUUGAAACAGUUUCAAGAGGAAAAAGAGGAAACCAGAGCAGCAUUUCAGGAGAUAAUUGAGGGAGUAACUAGAAGCACAGAAAUCCAGGAGCAGGAAGAGCUGGAGGGAGGAGGAAGAACAACAAGGGCUCAGCAAGAAGUGGAAACUUGUCAGCUAACCAGAUUGCAGCAAGAGAAAGAUGUAAAAGCACCAGAAGUUAAAGUGGAAGAAAAGGAAGAGGAUGAAGGAGAAAGAGAAGUAAAAGCUACAAAAUCCCCAGAAGAAAAACAAAAAUCUCCUUCCCCACCUCGACUGACUGAAGAUCUACUGAAGGUUUCCCUUAGGCCACAACCAGAACAAGUUGCCAAUGAGGAAGAGAGUCCCCCACCCCUGCUGACCAAGGAAGCAUCCACUCCACCAGCUCCAAGUGAGCCCCCCACUGGGGAAGAGACAGAGCUCUUGGAAGGCCCAGCCCCUCCUGACCUUACCCAGAGGUCUCCUCCCUGUGAAGAGGCUGAGGCCAAAGAAUUACUUUUACCCCCACACACUGUCCAGGUGGGAGGAAGGCUGCCUUCCUUGCCAAGCCCUGCAGGCACCAAAGCAAAGUCUCCAACAGAGAUAGCACAAGAGGGAAAUUCCCUUCUUCCAAUUGAAACAAGCACAGUGAUUGCACCCCCAGGUGAGGAGGCUUUUCAAAGUGAGCCAGAACGUUCUGCUCCACUGAUUGCUCUAAGAGCUGAGGAAUCAAACCUAGGCAAGGUAAACACUGAGGUUCCCUCUGAACAGCCCCCAUCUUUGGUUCAGAAGGAAAGCAAAGGAGACUCUCCUAUCCCUCUAUCAAGCCACAGGACAAAACGUUCAGCUGAUUCAUCCCCCUCCAGCCAAUCUUCAUCAUCUUCCUCCACCUCCCGAUCAAGAUCCCGCUCUCCAGACAGCUCAGGCUCUAGAUCCCGCUCACCUCCCAGAUCCAAGCAGAGGGAUUCAUCUUGGUCACGCUCUUGUUCCAACCCCCGUUCAGGAACCCAAGUAGGCUCCAGAUCAACAUCAGAGUCUAGGUCCCGUUCUCGUUCUCGAUCUCGUUCAGCAUCUAGCAAUAGUAGAAAAUCUCGGAGCCCUGGAGUUUCCAGGGAUAGCAGCACCAGCUACUCUCACACCAAAGAUCCCUCUCCUGGGCAGGAGAUUGCACCUCUCAGCAGUCCGUCAGUGCCACAGCAGCAGGUCCUUGAACCAAAAGAGAGGACUACCGUCUCUCCAGCCUUUGCCCCAGUGAGGGUUGUGAGCCAGGCUGAACCAGUUGAGAAGCAUAAGACCCAAAGGUUGAAGCCAGAGCGGGGAAGUCCCAAAAAGUCUGAAGUUGAAGAGGCAGAAGCACCUACCAUCAUAGAGACCCAAGCCCCAGAGGUGCAGACCCUUCAACAGCCAGCUCCAGGAAGCAGCCAGCACACUGUCGAGGAGAAGGAGGAAGUGACCAUGGAGACAGCUGAAAACAGGCCUGAGAAUGAGGUGCCUGAGCCCCCCAUGCCCAUUGCUGAUGCUGCAAGCAAUGAAGAGCGCCCUGAGGGCAAUGCAGAGGAUGAGGAGAAGAAAGAGAGCUCGAUGCCCAAAUCCUUCAAGAGGAAGAUCUCCGUUGUCUCGGCUACCAAAGGGGUACCAGCUGGAAACAGUGACACAGAAGGAGGACAACCAGGACGGAAGCGGCGUUGGGGGGCUAGCACAGCCACCACACAGAAGAAGCCCUCCAUCAGUAUCACCACUGAGUCUCUCAAGAGCCUUAUCCCCGACAUCAAACCCCUGGCGGGGCAGGAGGCCAUUGUGGAUCUACAUGCUGAUGACUCAAGGAUUUCUGAAGAUGAGACAGAACGUAAUGGUGAGGAUGGAACCCACGACAAGGGGCUGAAGAUAUGCCGGACCGUUACUCAGGUGGUGCCAGCAGAGGGCCAGGAAAAUGGACAACGUGAAGAAGAGGAGGAAGAAAAAGAGCCUGAAGUUGAGCCCCCUGAAGCACCCCAGGUUUCUGUAGAAGUUGCCUUGCCUCCACCUGUGGAGCAUGAAGUAAAAAAAGUGACCCUGGGAGACACUCUGACCCGGCGUUCAAUCAGCCAGCAGAAGUCUGGUGUGUCUAUCACAAUUGAUGAUCCUGUCCGUACAGCCCAGGUGCCCUCACCACCUCGGGGCAAGAUCAAUAACAUUGUCCAUAUCUCCAAUUUGGUUCGUCCUUUCACCUUAGGCCAAUUGAAGGAGUUGCUGGGUCGUACAGGAACCCUUGUGGAAGAAGCCUUUUGGAUAGAUAAAAUCAAAUCUCAUUGCUAUGUCACGUAUUCAACAGUAGAGGAAGCUGUUGCCACUCGAACAGCUCUGCAUGGAGUUAAAUGGCCCCAGAGCAAUCCCAAAUUCCUCUGUGCUGAUUAUGCAGAGCAGGAUGAGCUGGACUUUCACCGAGGCCUCUUGCCAGAUCGACCCUCUGAGCCUAAAACUGAGGAGCAGGGAGGCCCACGGCCCCUGCACCCUCCGCCCCCGCCCCCAGCCCAGCCACCUCAUCAUCCAAGGGCAGAGCAGAGGGAGCAGGAGCGGGCAGUGCGGGAGCAGUGGGCAGAGCGGGAGCGAGAGAUGGAGCGACGGGAACGUACUCGCUCAGAACGGGAGUGGGACCGGGACAAGGUUCGUGAAGGACCCCGUUCCCGAUCUCGCUCCCGUGACCGCCGCCGCAAGGAACGAGCCAAGUCCAAAGAGAAGAAGAGCGAAAAGAAAGAAAAAGCCCAGGAGGAACCACCUGCCAAGCUGCUUGAUGACUUGUUCCGUAAGACCAAGGCAGCACCCUGCAUCUACUGGCUUCCUCUGACUGACUGCCAGAUUGUUCAGAAGGAGGCUGAGCGAGCCGAGCGGGCCAAAGAGCGUGAGAAACGGCGAAAAGAACAGGAAGAAGAAGAACAGAAAGAACGGGAGAAGGAGGCAGAGCGAGAGCGGAGCAGGCAGCUAGAGAGGGAGAAACGUCGCGAGCACAGCCGAGAGAGGGAAAGAGAGCGGGAACGGGAGAGGGACCGGGGGGAUCGGGAUCGGGAAAGGGGCCGUGAGAGGGAUCGUCGGGACACCAAAAGGCACAGUCGAAGCCGCAGCCGCAGCACCCCAGUGCGUGACAGGGGUGGGCGCCGCUAGCUUUCCCCUACCCUAAGGAAAGCCUCAGGCAUCAGCCACCCUGCUGGUGGGGGGUAAGAGCCACAACUGAAUGGGCACACUGCCACCACCUUGACUCCUGAGGGUAUUGCACAGAAUUACCCGUGCUGAAGCGUGUCCCUCUUUUUGUUCACAGAACAGAGGGGGAGAAGUGGCUGUGUGCUGCCCCAUGUGCCCUUCAGCCUUUUCCCCAAACCCCAUUUCUGGAUCUGUGUAGGAUAAGACCCAUUUUGGGGGGAGGGGGGUGGGGGUAAAGGUUAAUCUUAACUAUGGGAAGCAGCCAGGGGACUCAGCAUCCUCCACAUCUCCCUCAUCCCUAUCUCCUGUCUUUCAUUUUCCUUAUAACUUGUUCCCUCUUACCCUCUCCUUUCUCAGCUCCCCUCAGGAAUAGCUGGGGUCAGGACUGGGGCACCUAUGAGCUGAAUCAGCAUCUCUCCUCCAAAGUCCCAGGCCCCUGCAGUUCCUGAAGUCUUUCCCAGUCUUGCCCUUCAGCCUUCACCUGGCCCACAAGUUCCACUUUAUAUCCACCUUUUCCUUCUGUUCAAUUUUUAUUUUUAUUUUUUUUAUUAUUAAAUGAUGUGGUCUAUGGAAAAAAAUAAAAAUCUGACUUAGUUUUA